Molecule: messenger RNA, 267 nt
Organism: Lentinula edodes (shiitake mushroom)
Lineage: Eukaryota; Fungi; Basidiomycota; Agaricomycetes; Agaricales; Omphalotaceae
Exons: 1
Coding region: 1-267 (88 amino acids)
Source: RefSeq, a predicted model, not a curated record
AUGUUCUUGUCCCUGAUUGUUAAGUAUUUGAUCAAUGUCCCCUUCGGGGUGACAUACGAAAAAAUUGGAACGAUACAGAGAAGAUUAGCAUGGCCCCUGCACAAGGAUGACACGCUUUCCCGGAGUGGUAGAUCUACGGAUCUCAAUAUUUAUUUUGUUAACGAUUUAGAGGAGACGAUUCACAAAUUUCCUACGGUAUUCAAUCCCCCCCUUCUCCCCGACGCGACAUUGAUGUUCAGAGCUUCAAAAAGCCCUACUGGGAUGUAG